Messenger RNA from Arctia plantaginis, 606 nucleotides. NCBI's taxonomy places the organism in Eukaryota, Metazoa, Arthropoda, Insecta, Lepidoptera, Erebidae. The record is from the annotation of a GenBank genome assembly.
AUGAAACGGUGUAAUAUGUCAAUAGAUUUGUAUUACACAGCGGGCUCCGCGCCCUGUCGUCUGGUUCUCCUUGUGGCAGCCGCUCUCGACAUCCAGUUCAACUUGAAACCUUUGAAUUUAAGAGAGGGUGACCAGUUAAAACCUGAUUUCUUAAAGUUAAAUCCUCAACACACCGUCCCUACCAUAAACGAUGAUGGUUUUGUUCUCGACUUAAAACAAAGAGCUAUUGUGGAUCAACGACUUGACUUCGACUUGGGCACACUCUAUCCAAGAUUUGCUAAAUAUUUCUACCCACAAGUUUUUGCCGACGCGCCACAAGAUCCUGCUGCAUUUAAGCUUUUAGAAGAUGCUCUGGGAUUCUUCGACGCGUUCCUCGAAGGUCACAAGUACUCCGCUGGUGACCAACUGACAUUGGCUGAUUUGAGUCUUGUCGCCACAGUGUCUACUAUAGAACUUACUGAAGUCAAAUUAGAAAAUUAUCCUAACAUUGUGAAGUGGUACGAGCUGGUUAAAUCUACCGCUCCAGGUUACAAAGAGGCCAAUGAAAAGGGUAUCGACGAAUUUAAACAAUUCUUAGCUCAGAAGAAAGCGAAAUCUGAAUUGUGA